AGGUUUUUCGUCCCCAUGAGCUCUCGGCACAAGUCUCGACCGCAGCCGCCGUCAGAGCGCAACGCACGCCCGGGAGCCCACCGAAGCCCAGUCGCGCGGAGACCCAAACCCAGCGAGCCCUCGCCGCAGAUGGCAGUCCCCGGCGGCCGCAACGGCCUCGUCGAGGACGACGACGUCGCCGACCAGGCCGGCGCCUUCGUCGCCCCCUCCGACGACGAGGAGGCGCCGCUGCCUCCCCACCUCCAAGCCAUCUCCAACGCCGCCCAGGUGGGCAACGUCAACGCCCUCCGCGCCGCGCUCGAUAACUAUGGUGGCAGCAUUGAUGAUCCAGUUGAAGAUGGUGAUACUGUGCUUCACCUGGCAUGCUUAUAUGGCCAUCUACCUUGUGUGCAGCUACUGCUGGAACGUGGAGCAAGCUUAGAGUGCAAAGAUGAAGAAGGCGCAAUUCCUCUCCAUGAUGCUUGUGCUGGAGGCUUCACUGAGAUAGUUCAGUACAUUCUCAGUUUUGCUGCAAAUGCUGAGGGUUGUGCAACGCGAAUGCUCAACACCGUUGAUGCUGAAGGCGAUACUCCACUCCACCAUGCUGCCAGAGGGGAACACAUGGACACCGUCAAGCUUCUGCUCGAGGCUGGUGCAUGUCCCAAGAAGGAGAACACCUACGGGCAGGCAGCCGCAGAGAUGGCCGAUCAAGAUACCGAAGUCCGGGCCCUGUUAACCGCCAAGCAAGUCGAGGCCAGCAUACAUAUGGCGAACUGAUGGAUCUGUCGGAGGGAACCCUUGGUUGAAAUCGCUCAAAUGAUGAGUGGGCAGUAAAAUGAGUGGUAGUAUUGAACUAAUAGUAUCUUCAUACACAGCUUGCCUACUAUGAGAAUUGCAUUUCUGUUGUCACCAGAACUAUGGAGUUAUGUGUAAAGAGGAGGACAUGGUGUUUCUCCACUUGCUCUUUGUAUCUGUAUUUUUGGCGUUAUAUCAAAGCCACAAUCAGUUGAGCUCU
Molecule: messenger RNA, 994 nt
Organism: Hordeum vulgare subsp. vulgare (domesticated barley)
Lineage: Eukaryota; Viridiplantae; Streptophyta; Magnoliopsida; Poales; Poaceae
Product: poly [ADP-ribose] polymerase tankyrase-2
Exons: 5
Coding region: 16-756 (246 amino acids)
Biological process (GO): positive regulation of protein catabolic process; protein ubiquitination
Molecular function (GO): protein binding
Source: RefSeq, a predicted model, not a curated record